AUGUCUUUAAGUGAUUCAAGUUCUGAGGGAAGUUUUAAUUCAGAAGAUUCUGAGGCAGAUUUGGCCGAAGUGGAAGAUGAACGACAGUGGAACGAAGUGAUCGCGAGUCGCAAGUUUCAUGUGAAAGCCUGGAAAAGGACAUUGCAUAUGCCGAUCAACCCUUAUGA
This is a messenger RNA of Porites lobata, 167 nucleotides long. The record is from the annotation of a GenBank genome assembly. Lineage: Eukaryota; Metazoa; Cnidaria; Anthozoa; Scleractinia; Poritidae.